Anopheles maculipalpis is the source of this 528-nucleotide messenger RNA. Its product is annotated as general odorant-binding protein 99b-like. Gene Ontology annotation, molecular function: odorant binding. The record is from RefSeq and is a predicted model, not a curated record. NCBI's taxonomy places the organism in Eukaryota, Metazoa, Arthropoda, Insecta, Diptera, Culicidae.
AUGGACCCAACUCCUGAUGACUACACCAGACAGUGGGCUGCAGUGACUUACCACGAGCAUACGUUUGGCGCGUUCCUGGUCGGAGAACCACUGUCUAGCGCGAUGAAAACACUGCUGGUUUCGAUUUCUUUGUUUGUUGUGACGCACGGUGCGUACGUUGUGCGGACAUUCGCGGACGCAACACGAUAUAAGGACGAGUGUGUAAAGCAGUACGCAGUUCGGGGCAGCUCGCUGAUCGACUACAUGCGACAGGUAUCGCUUCACACGGACGACGACGAUAGUCGCUGGUGCAUCAUACGCUGCAUCCUGCACAAGUCGCAGCUGCUAGAGAUAGAGCAGGGCGAUGUAUUGCACGCGGCGAACGUGCACGCCCAGAUGCAGUACAGUAACGCGAUCGUGGAGGACCCGGACGACAUCCGGAGCGAAACGAGCCGAUGCCUGCAGGAAACGAACGCCACCCAUGACGGGUGUCUGCGGGCGUACACGUUCUUCGCCUGCAUUCAGAGCACCGAGUAUGACUUAUUUUGA